Vollenhovia emeryi is the source of this 2566-nucleotide messenger RNA. Its product is annotated as putative DNA helicase ino80. Gene Ontology annotation, molecular function: ATP-dependent chromatin remodeler activity; ATP binding; DNA translocase activity. The record is from RefSeq and is a predicted model, not a curated record. NCBI's taxonomy places the organism in Eukaryota, Metazoa, Arthropoda, Insecta, Hymenoptera, Formicidae. The transcript has 2 exons. The annotation marks the transcript as partial.
AUGGAACCAGAGGAACAAGUAAAUGUUGCUAUCUCUUUCAUCCUUUUAGGGUAUAUAGAAGAUAACUUUCCUGCAUCUCUGGAUAAGUAUGGAGAUAAGGACAUCUUUGAAUUAUUCUUUACUGGAAAUUCAUACAAGUUUACUAAAUUUGGCAACAAAGAAAUACCACAAGCGAUUAAUCUCUGGUUGUCACGCCUUUAUUUAGCAGAUAAGCCUUACAAAUUCUAUCUAAUGAUAAAAGAUCACAAUGAAAAAUUUGAACUUGAGGUACAGUUAUCACUGGAUGAUGAGAAGUCAUUCAUAAAGCUGGAAAAAGCACUCUCUAAUCAAAACGUAAAGCUUAGUAUUUUAUCUGAUCUUGCACUUUUGUCUGAAUAUAUACCUGAACUAGAAAAGUCGAUUGACGAUAAUAGCACAUUAUCAUUUAAUUUAGAUAAUUUUGCACCAUUAUUUUUACAUAUCUUGCCUGUACUAAGAGCAAUAGGUAUCAAAGUUAUUUUGCCGAAAUCUUUACAAAAAAUCUUAAAACCACAAUUAAGUCUUAAUUUGUCUACUAAAGAUAAAAUAAAAGAAGAUCGCGAAAGCUUUUUAACUCUUGAAAAUUUAUUAAAAUUUGAUUGGAAAAUAGCAAUAGGUGAUAAAAAAACAAGCAUUACAGAAUUUAAAAAAUUGCUAAAAGAUUCCCGAGGGCUUGUGCAAAUAGUCGAUCAGUACGUGCUUUUAGGUGAUAAAGAGGUAGAGGCUUUAUUAAAAAAACUUGAUAAAUUGCCUGAUUAUUUGAGUCAAGCAGAACUCAUGCAAGCUGCCCUGACAGGUGAAGUGAAUGAGGCUAAAGUAGCAUUUGAUCAGCAGCUUACAACCUUAUUUAAUAAACUUAAUACUUACACACCUGUUACUACACCAAAUAAUCUAAUAGCACAACUGCGCCCAUAUCAAGAACGUGGGUUUAGUUGGCUUGUACAGAACAUAGAAAGUGGGUUUGGUAGCAUAAUUGCUGAUGAUAUGGGUCUUGGUAAGACUAUACAAGUUAUUGCAGCUAUUCUAUAUUGUAAAAAUGCAGGAUUUUUAAAUCGGGAUAGAGUUUUGAUAGUAGCUCCAACAAGUAUAUUAAGUAGUUGGCAACGAGAGAUGGAAUGUUUUGCACCAGAAUUAAAGCUUUUCAUCUAUCACGGACAAAAUCGAGAAUUGGCAAGUGAUUAUGAUGUAGCUCUCACAUCCUAUGGUCUUGUACGUCGUGAUAAAAAAGAACUUAAUAAAAUUCGCUGGUUUUUGCUCGUGAUUGAUGAAGCACAAAAUAUAAAAAAUUCUAAUACCGAACAAACCAAGGCAAUUAAAACUAUUGCAGCAAAACAUAAGAUAGCAAUGAGUGGCACACCUGUUGAGAAUAGGUUACUUGAGUAUUGGAGCAUUUUUGAUUUUAUCAACAAAUCUUAUCUUGGUACCCCUAAGCAGUUUAAAAGCAGCUUUGCAACACCGAUUGAAAAAGCAAGAGAUAAAAUUUGUCUAGAAAGGUUUAUGAAAAUCACUAGCCCUUUUAUGUUACGUAGGCUUAAGAGUGAUAAAAGCAUUAUUCAGGAUUUACCAGAUAAAAUUGAGAAUAAUCGUUAUUGUUCCCUCACUUCAGAGCAAACAGCUCUUUAUCAAAAGGUUGUUGAUACAACUAUGGAGAAGAUAGAAAAAAUUGAAGGGAUUGAACGUAAGGGACUAAUCUUUAAACUUAUCAAUGCUUUAAAGCAAACUUGUAACCAUCCAUCACAGUUUGGCAAGAAAAAGCGUGCGAGUAUUGAACAAUCCGGUAAAAUGCAGAUGCUUGAGGAAAUAUUGAUUAGUAUUGGUGAAGUUGCAGAAAAAUCAUUGAUAUUUACUCAAUACACUGAAAUGGGUGAAAUUAUAUCUAAAUUGCUUGAAGAAAGGUUUGAAUCAAAAGUGCCAUUUUUACAUGGAGGACUGUCCCGUAAAGCACGAGACGAAAUGGUUAAUGACUUUCAAAACUUAUUCCAGUCCAACAUUCUUAUAGUGUCUUUAAAAGCUGGAGGAACAGGACUUAAUUUAACAGCAGCAAAUCAUGUAAUACAUUAUGACUUAUGGUGGAACCCAGCAGUGGAAGCACAAGCAACAGAUCGGGCCUAUCGUAUCGGGCAAGAACGUAAUGUCAUGGUGUACAGGCCACUUUCAACAGGUACAUUUGAAGAGCGUAUUGAUGAGAUGAUUCAAAGCAAGAAGGAAUUAGCAAGCCUAACUAUAAGUAGUGGCGAGAGCUUGCUAGAAGAUAUAUCUGAACAAAUUAAUGCUAUUAAGUUCUCCAAUGAAGAGUUAAAAAAUAUACUUAUUCACUACAUUAAACUUUCAGCCCAAGAAGGCCAUCCAUUUACUCAUACAGGUGGUCCUGGCAUCUUCAAACAACGGCACAAAUUACCACCUAUGUUUCAUAAUGCUAGCAGACAUAAACUUGAACGUUUAGUACAGAGUUUGCUAAAUGAAAAUAAGGUAAUAAAAGGUAUGUCUGCAGAUUCAAAAGAAGACAAGUGGCUUGAUGUUCUAACUGGUCUUUUUGCAAGGGGUGAGG